Molecule: messenger RNA, 1035 nt
Organism: Clonostachys rhizophaga
Lineage: Eukaryota; Fungi; Ascomycota; Sordariomycetes; Hypocreales; Bionectriaceae
Source: the annotation of a GenBank genome assembly
AUGACUGAUUCGGGGUUCACCUUCCUCCCCCUGGGAGCUAUCAUUCAGAAGUUUAAGGUCAAUGGCAUUAACAUUGUCCAGGGGUUUGAGACAGCUGAGCAAUAUGUCAAGCAUAACGGCCCAUAUUUUGGUGAAACCAUAGGCCGGUUUGCCAACCGUCUUUCCAAUGCCAAGGUUGAAUCUGUGAAUGGUGGUAAAUCCUACCCCCUCUUCAACAACGACCGGGGCAACACUCUUCAUGGUGGUGCCAGUGGCUGGGGCAAGAAGGUCUGGAAUGGUCCCAAGGCUGUUGGUCUCCGCGAGAUCCCCGGCGUUGAAGGUCUCCAGGGAGGCGAGACUGUCGAGUUCACCUAUUUGAGUGAGGACGGCGACGAGGGUUUCCCCGGCGCCCUUGAUGUGAAGGUCACAUAUACUACCGGUACCCAGCGCAAUGCAGAGGGCAAGGAUGUCAUUGUUCUAGGCAUAGAAUAUGAGGCUAAGCUGGUUGGCGGUGCCUCUGAGACUGUGAUUAACAUGACGAAUCACUCCUACUUCAACCCUGCCGGCGUGGAUGCGCCGACCUUUGACGGCACUACCGUCACGCUGGCUACAAAUCAACACCUUCCUAUAGACGACAUUGCCAUUCCCACCAGUGGCCCGGUACCCUUCCCGGGCCUCGAUACCAGCAAGCCCUUCUUACUUACGUCAACUGGGCCUGACGUUGACCACUGCUUUACAAUUGAUACCGACCCUUCGUCUACACCUGUGGAUACUCGCAACUCUCCCCUCAGGGUUAAUAUUACCGCCCACCACCCUGGAACUGGCAUCCACCUCGAGGUUCUCAGUACGGAACCUGGCUUCCAGUUCUAUACUGGCCACGGAAUCGACGUUCCAGCUGUUGAUGGACUGCCUGCAAGGGGUCACCGUGCCGGUUUCUGUUGUGAGCCCAGCCGAUGGGUCAACGCCGCCAACGUACCAGAGUGGAAGAGUCAGGUGCUCUUGAAGGAGGGUGAAACAUACGGCACUCGAAUUGUGUACAAGGCGUGGAAGGAUUAG